Mycena citricolor is the source of this 1330-nucleotide messenger RNA. The record is from the annotation of a GenBank genome assembly. Lineage: Eukaryota; Fungi; Basidiomycota; Agaricomycetes; Agaricales; Mycenaceae.
CCGGCCUCCUCUUGCUUCGAUGGCCAUCCGACCAUCUAUCAGUGCCGUCCUCAUCGACAUAUCAGGCACACUUCACAUUGGACCCAACCCAACUCCAGGUGCAGUAGAUGCUUUUCGUCGCCUCCGCAAGUCAGGGAUCGCUUUCCGGCUUUGCAGCAACACCAGCAAGGAGUCCACGGAGGACGUGACGACGCGUCUUGAGAAGCUCGGAUUCGAUGUGCGGCGGAGUGCAGCGGGUUCUGUGUCUCGAGAGGUCUGGACCAGUAUCGGCGCCGUCAAGAGCACCAUGCAGCGCCUGAACGUGGAUAGGCAGACCAUUCAUGAUCCUCUCCGACUCCGCGCGGCGCGAGAUAACAGCCGCAGGGAGUGACGAUGACUCCGAUGGGGCGGCUGUGCCGUACGACUCGGUCGUGAUCGGACUCUGCCCCGCGCGGCUCGACUACGCGCACCUCAACACGGCCUUCCGCAUCCUGGCGCGCGAGCAUCCCGUGCUCUCGGAAAAGGCGCCGGUCCUCAUCGCGGCGCACGCCGGGCGGUACCUCGAAUCGCACGCGGGCGGCGGCGGCCUCGCGCUGGGGCCUGGUCCGUUCGUCGCGGCCCUCGAGCAUGCUGCGGGGCCCGGGACGAAAGCUACCGUCGUAGGGAAGCCGUCUCGCGCGUUCUUUGAGACGGUGAUCAGUGACAUGUGUCUGGAGCCGGGUAGUGGGCGCAUCGCCAUUAUCGGAGAUGAUGUCGAGGCUGAUCUGGGUGCGGGGGCGAUUGAGCUGGGGUUGUGGCGUGUGCUCGUCAGGACAGGAAAGUACCGACCCGGGGAUGAGGCUCGGACGAUCAGCCCACCGGAUGAAGUCGUCGACUCAUUUGCCGACUUCAUCAAAAGCAUCUUGCAUUCUUCUUCGUAGGCCUUUGCAGCACGAACAGCUCUGCCGCUCCUCAAAUGCUCCCGCCUUCGACAUGGGCGACUGAUAGAAUUAGAUGGGCAAUCGCGAUCACGUGAUGACUUUGGACCGCAAUUGAUAUUCGCAGGAUCAAUUGUGGGUUAACAUAGAGGAUUAUUAGCGUCUUGAUAGAUCGAUUAUUGGAUAUUGGUCCUUGAGCUCAAGCAGAGCAUUAGAGUUUGCAGAAAGAUUAGAUCGCAACUUCUCUUACUUUUAGAUGGUGUCCUUCUUGCUGCCUGCAGAGAACGAGGGACAGCACGCGCUCCGUUUGUGGAGAAUGCGUGGUGGACGCGCCCACCCGACAUCCUCAGAUCUGAACAGAGAAUACCGGUGUUGAUUUCCCUCGUUUUUGCCAAUUACCAGGCUAGGAGAAUUGACGGAAACCCUGUUGACUU